AUGAGUUACACUUUUCCGCAUUUGGGACACGAUUACACGUUGGAGAAUAAGGUAAGUGAGAAAUCCUUCUUGGUUUUAAAAGCAGUAAGCUCACGUGUGUUGAAAACGGCGUUUAAAACACGGAAAAUUUUGAGAAUUUUUGUCAAAAACUUCCUUCCUCUAGGAAUGAGUCCGAUUGGCUUAUGUCAAGACUUUAAACAGCUUACAACUUUAUCUCCUGUAUCUGAUACUGAUACUGAUAGCUUAAGGAAAAGUUUGAAUAAAUUUUAUAUUUUCCUCGUCUUCCCAUUAGAAAAAAGCAUCUUGUUCGGUGUUUCAAAUAGGCCAUAUCGAGGUCUAUUAGAAUAUAUCAGAGAAGCUUGCACACCUCGAAGACAUUUUAUGCUUUCGAUCGACAACCCAGUUAUGGAAAAUAAAUAUGUUGAAGGUUCAUGUUAA
Loa loa (African eye worm) is the source of this 438-nucleotide messenger RNA. RefSeq lists its product as hypothetical. The transcript has 3 exons. NCBI's taxonomy places the organism in Eukaryota, Metazoa, Nematoda, Chromadorea, Rhabditida, Onchocercidae. The record is from RefSeq and is a predicted model, not a curated record. The coding region runs from base 1 to 438 and encodes 145 amino acids.